Diaporthe batatas is the source of this 1974-nucleotide messenger RNA. RefSeq lists its product as uncharacterized. Lineage: Eukaryota; Fungi; Ascomycota; Sordariomycetes; Diaporthales; Diaporthaceae. Gene Ontology annotation, cellular component: trans-Golgi network. Gene Ontology annotation, biological process: protein transport to vacuole involved in ubiquitin-dependent protein catabolic process via the multivesicular body sorting pathway; Golgi to endosome transport; Golgi to vacuole transport. The transcript is spliced from 4 exons. Gene Ontology annotation, molecular function: phosphatidylinositol binding; ubiquitin binding. Bases 1 to 1974 code for a protein of 657 amino acids. The record is from RefSeq and is a predicted model, not a curated record.
AUGGAGGCGGCGAGCGCCAGGGCCGCCGCACGAGACCAGUGGGGGGGAUACGGCGGCCAUGCCCCCUCGCAGCUCCAGCGCUUCAUCCAGGCUGCCUGCAGCCCAGAGAACUACGAGCCCAACCUCGCCCUCAACCUCGAGAUCUCGGAUCUCAUCAACUCCAAGAAGGGCACCGCCCCGCGCGAGGCCGCCGUCGCCAUCGUCAACUACAUCAACCACCGCAACCCCAAUGUCUCCCUGCUGGCCCUCAGCCUGCUCGACAUCUGCGUCAAGAACUGCGGCUACCCUUUCCACCUCCAGAUCGGCACCAAGGAGUUCCUCAACGAGCUCGUCCGCAGGUUCCCCGAGCGCCCGCCCAUGCGCUACAGCAGGGUCCAGAUGAAGAUCCUCGAGGCCAUCGAGGAGUGGCGCAGCACCAUCUGCGAGACCAGCCGCUACAAGGAGGACAUGGGCUUCAUCAGGGACAUGCACAGGCUGCUGAGCUACAAGGGCUACACCUUCCCCGAGGUCAGGAGAGACGAUGCUGCCGUCCUGAACCCGAGCGACAACCUCAAGUCGGCCGAGGAGAUGGAGGAGGAGGAGCGCGAGGCCCAAUCAGCCAAGCUCCAGGAGCUCAUCCGACGGGGCGCCCCCGAGGACCUACAGGAGGCGAACAGGCUGAUGAAGAUCAUGGCUGGCUACGACACAAGAUCAAAGGUUGACUAUCGCGCAAAAGCCGCCGAGGACGUCUCCAAGAUCCAAGCCAAGGCGAAACUGCUCGAGGAGAGGUUGGAGGGAUUCAAGGCCGGCGACAGCAUGACGGACGGCGACGUUUUCGAGGAGCUGGCAUCUUCUCUCCAGAGCGCACAGCCCAAGAUUCAGAAAAUGUGCGAGGAGGAGUCUGAUGAUCACGAGGCUGUCGCGAGGCUUCUCGAGAUCAAUGACAGCAUCCACCGCACGGUGGAGAGGUACAAGCUGAUGAAGAAGGGCGACGUCGAGGGUGCCUCCAAGAUCGCGCGCGGGGAGCACGUCGCCUCACAGGCCGCCGUCAAGAGUGCGGCUCAGGAGCUUAACCUCAUUGACUUUGACGGCGAGGCAGAGCCCAACGGGCCGGCGGGCAACGGCUCCGCAGGUCCAAGCACGGCCAGCCAGAGCCAGCCCGGAGGCCUCGAAGACGACUUGCUGGGCUUAUCCAUCGGCGAUGCUGGUGGAAGUGGCGCCGCGGCCUUUGGCCACACUGGUGGGAUAUCGCUAGGAUUUGGGAACAACGAAAGUGCCCCCGGGCCGUCACUGCUCUCCUCGGCCACACAAGCUAGCUCUGCCCAAGCUCCAGGGCCAUCCACAUCCACCCCUGACCCGUUCUCGUCUUUCAAUGCCUUCAACUCGGCUCCAUCGACGUCAAAGAACAAUACGCCGCAGCCACCUAGCUACCAGCAAUCUGCGUUCGCCGCCCCAGCACAAGCGGCAGAUCCUUUUGCCGCCCUCUCUUCUCCAAGUCUUAUGACUGGCUUUCCCAACGCUUCAAAAUCUGCCACUCCGGCCCCGGCUGCGGCCCCGGCGGCCCAGGCCAACGAUGAUGACGAGUGGAACUUUGCUUCCGCGUUGCCCGCAGAUACACCGGCGCUGCCUCGAGAACAUAGGGCUGUGGUCAACAACACCAGCCUAAAGAUCGACAUGCUUGCGAACCGGACUACCGGCUCUUCCAACAGCAUCAAUCUCUUAUUUGCUUUCAGUAACAACACAGCGCAGCCGAUCUCAGAAUUGCAUUUCCAGCUUGCGGUAACAAAAGGAUUUGAAUCUCAACUGAAGCCUCAGACGGGCCGGUCACUAGAGCCAAAACAGAGCCGCGGAGUGACGCAGUCUAUCGAAGUCUGGCACGCAGGAGACAAAAACAAGAAGGUCGAGUCCAUCAAGCUGAGGUGGAGGGUGGCAUACAAGGCCGGGGCAGAGCUGAAGACGGAGAUGGGCGAGAUCGCAGAAUUCGGCCUGGCAUGA